UGGAAACAUGGCGGACGUCCGAGUUGGCUGUGGUUGAUCUCUACUUCGAUAGACUUGUUUGACGAUUUCUAAGCAAAGGAUUCUUGUCAAGAGUCUGGUUAUGUUCACUGAGCACAGGUUCUGAUACUUUAUCAAAGGAUGGCUGAUAGCACGUGGUGGAAACUGGUUAUCAAGUCACAAUCUGCUUGUGGAGGAAUUCAGUGUAUUGUGUUUACUACAUUGCUGACUGGCAUUCUUGCUGCUCUGGGAGGCUAUCAUGCCAAAGAUAGACUUAACUUCAGCUGCGAUCCCAAACCCAGUGAUUUUAACAGAAAUACUUGCUAUAACAAGUACAUUGACACAAUCAGCAAGCCUCAUGGGUUAAUACCUUUGAAUGUUGUUGCCCUAACCUGGAGUGUUUUGUGUGUAUGUUGGAUCUGCUUUGCAAUUUUUGGUGCCGUGCUCCUUCAAAAGAUCGAAAGUUCAAAGGACGAUGUCAAACCCAGAAAGACUUUUUGCUGCAUCUACUUUAUCCAUGUGUUCUUUCGAAUAUUUUUCCUGGGUGGUAUGUUGGGGCUGUCCUGCAGUUACCCUGCAAUUGAUUUACCUUCCACUUAUAAGUGUGAAGUUCAUCAGACCCCGCAGCACAACAAUCAAACCACACAAAGUUCACUUCACCCAACAAAAAUGACAUUGCACUGUAAAGAUCUUCAUUACAAACAGAAAUCAACUCUUAAUAAAGUUAUUAUUGCUGUGGAUGCAUUGUAUAUCAUGUGUGGUAUUUUAGAAGUGCUGCACCUGUGGUGUACAGAAGGACCUGUUCAGCAAAAGUUACUUGGAGAUCUUGAAAGUGUUGAGCUUGGCUCUCUACUUGGAAGUAAACCUGAGAAACCAACUAUCACAAAUACAGAGAGUGAAGUUGACAAUGAUUUCACUGUGACCUGGUCAGAAAUAAAGGCUAACAGCAGUAAAUGCAGCAUUAAAUACCGUCUGGAAUGGACGAAACAACCCAUGACACAAUUUACAGUACCGGUUGAACGGGGAAACAUUGUGGAAACUCACUACAAGAUAACUGGUCUCGAGUAUGACGCAGAGUACGAAAUGAAGCUUUUUGCUGUCAACAAACAAGAAGUCAGUGAGCCAGAUGUCAGAACAUUUAAGACAAAGAGUGGUAAUGCAGUAAAUGGUUUGAACCCGGGGGUAACAUGUGAAGGUGUAGUCUGAU
This is a messenger RNA of Stylophora pistillata, 1204 nucleotides long. RefSeq lists its product as uncharacterized. The record is from RefSeq and is a predicted model, not a curated record. Lineage: Eukaryota; Metazoa; Cnidaria; Anthozoa; Scleractinia; Pocilloporidae.